GUCAGCAGUGACCCCAAAGUCACCAUGGCUGCCUUGGGCAUCACAGUUGCCCUGUUGGUAUGGAUGGCCACCCUAAUGCUUAUAUCUAUUGGGAAACAGAUCUACAGCAGCUGGAAACUGCCCCCCGGCCCUUUUCCACUGCCCAUUAUCGGGAAUCUUCUUCAGUUAGAUAUGAAGAAUGUUCCAAAGUCUUUCACCAAGCUAGCAGAGCGGUACGGGCCAGUGUUCACCUUGUACCUGGGCUCCCAGCUCACUGUGGUCCUGCAUGGCUACAAGGCGGUGAAGGAAGCUCUGCUUGACCACAAGAAUGACCUUUCUGGCAGAGGAGAAACCUUUGCAUUCCAGUUGCACAAAGACAGAGGGAUUACUUUCAACAAUGGACCAGGCUGGAAGGACACCCGAAGACUCUCCCUGACGACGCUCCGGGACUACGGCAUGGGGAAGCGUGGCGACGAAGAGCGGAUCCAGAGGGAGAUCCCCUUCCUGCUGGAGGCGCUCAGGGGCACCCAGGGCCAGCCCUUCGACCCCACCUUUCUGCUGGGGUUUGCCCCCUGCAACGUCAUCGCUGACAUCCUCUUCCGUAAGCACUUCGACUACACAGACGAGACUGGCCUGAGGAUACAGAGGCUCUUCAAUGAGAACUUCAGGCUGCUCAGCACGGGCUGGCUCCAACUUUAUAACAUUUUCCCAAGCUAUCUGCACUACCUGCCUGGAAGCCAUUGGAAAAUAUUAAGAAACGUGUCUGAAAUAAAAGAUUACACUUUGGCAAGAGUGAAGGAGCACCAGCGGUCACUCAACACCGGCUGCCUCCGGGACUUCACGGACUGCCUGCUCCUGGAGCUGCAGAAGGAAAGAUACAGUUCAGAGCCCUGGUUCACCCUGGACAAUAUUGCUGUGACUGUGGCUGACCUGUUCAUUGCGGGCACACAGACCAUCAGCAUCACUCUGAGAUAUGGGCUCCUGGUCCUCAUGAAAUAUCCAGAGGUCGAAGAGAAACUCCACAAAGAAAUCGACAGGGUGAUCGGGCCAAGCCGCAUCCCUGCCAUCAAGGACAGGCUGGAGAUGCCCUACAUGGACGCCGUGGUGCACGAGAUUCAGCGGUUCGUCGACCUCCUGCCCUCCAACCUGCCCCACAAAGCAAACCGGGACACGGUGUUCAGAGGUUACAUCAUCCCCAAGGGCACGGUUGUAAUUCCAACCCUGGACUCCCUCUUGUUUGACAAGCAAGAAUUCCCUGAUCCAGAGAAGUUUAAGCCAGAGCACUUUCUGAAUGAAAAUGGGAAGUUCAAAUAUAGUGACUAUUUUAAAGCAUUUUCUGCAGGAAAGCGGGUGUGUGUUGGAGAAGGCCUGGCUCGCAUGGAAUUGUUCCUGUUCUUGUCCGCUAUUCUGCAACACUUUAACCUGAAGUCUCUUGUUGACCCCAAGGAUAUUGACCUCAGUCCCAUGGCAGUCGGGUUUGCCAAGAUCCCACCCCAUUACAAACUCUGUCUCAUUCCCCGCUCAGGCUGAAAACCAGCCCCACCCCCGCCCCAGGCUCUCUGGGGCAAACCUGGAGUUACCCCACGCCCCCACACCCCCUCAGCACCUCCAGGAAGACCCUUUCUGCAGAGUCUCAGUGAAAGCAGUUCGCUUCACAGGGAAUAAAUUGGGCCAGAGAUGCUGCUUUCCACAGUUAUGUGCAUCAGAUGAAAUUUGUGUAAAGCUAAUUAAACAAAUUGAAACAAAC
This is a messenger RNA of Enhydra lutris kenyoni (northern sea otter), 1726 nucleotides long. Its product is annotated as cytochrome P450 2E1. Gene Ontology annotation, molecular function: heme binding; iron ion binding; oxidoreductase activity, acting on paired donors, with incorporation or reduction of molecular oxygen, reduced flavin or flavoprotein as one donor, and incorporation of one atom of oxygen. Gene Ontology annotation, biological process: xenobiotic metabolic process. Gene Ontology annotation, cellular component: cytoplasm; intracellular membrane-bounded organelle. The transcript has 9 exons. The record is from RefSeq and is a predicted model, not a curated record. Lineage: Eukaryota; Metazoa; Chordata; Mammalia; Carnivora; Mustelidae. The coding region runs from base 25 to 1509 and encodes 494 amino acids.